Molecule: messenger RNA, 4382 nt
Organism: Pocillopora damicornis (cauliflower coral)
Lineage: Eukaryota; Metazoa; Cnidaria; Anthozoa; Scleractinia; Pocilloporidae
Product: metabotropic glutamate receptor 3
Biological process (GO): G protein-coupled receptor signaling pathway
Cellular component (GO): membrane
Molecular function (GO): G protein-coupled receptor activity
Source: RefSeq, a predicted model, not a curated record
AAUUUUACGCUGGCCUUACACCGGAAACACAAUUUGUCGUGCGUGCCGUUCAGGAAAACAUGAUAUGAUAUAGAGGUCGUAUUAAGCCAAUUUUUUAGAUCGCAUCUUGAAGACCAGAGGAGAUUGUAUUUCUCCGAGCACUGGAGUAUUCAAAUAAGUAAACAUUGAAUCGUGGCGAGUUAAAAAGGUUUCCUUAUCGUCUGUUCGACUUUAAGUUUGUGUGUUAUAAGGAGCACAACAUUCGAUGAUUUUGGUUUAUUUAUCAGCAACAUAUCUACGCACAAAACUGCUUCAAGGACCUCAAGAUAUUUGUUGUCAUACCUGACAAAAGAACUUCACACCACGAGAAGAUUAACUGCUCUUACAAAGCUUAAAGGCUUCAAUGUUGCUUGUUAAAGAGUCUUUCGUGCUUCCUCGAUUCAUCCUAUCACUCGCUUUAUUCACCUUUGUAUACACCACGAAUACUUAUGAACCAGAUAAUUCUCAUGAGUUCGGUGCUCUCUCCAGCCCGACUCCGACAAAGGAGGGCCCUUCAGCAUCACAAGUGGCGAGAACUGAGGGCGACGUUUUCCUGGGAGGACUUUUCCCAGUUCACGCCAAAGGCAACGGAUCAUCUUUGUGCGGCGAACUAAAUGAACAGGUCGGAAUUCACCGUGUGGAGGCCAUGUUGUAUGCAAUGGAUCAGGUGAACAAAAACAGCACUCUUCUCCCAAACAUAACCCUGGGCAUGGAAAUUCGCGACGACUGUGGAACAGUAAACACUGCUUUGGAACAGUGCCUGAACUUUGUGCUUGGUACACUGACCAAUAGGGAAGAAAUAUGCAGUUCCCUGGUAGGGACCCCUGAGGUGAAGAAAAAAGCUGCUUUGGUGGGGGUGGUGGGGCCAUCGUACAGCAUUACUACAGUACAGGUGGCCAGCCUCCUUCGUCUGUUUGAAGUCCCGCAAGUCAGCUAUGCUGCAACAAGCGCUGAGUUGAGCGACAAGGACAGGUUUGAAUACUUCGUGCGAACUGUCCCCCCGGACUCAUAUCAAGCGCGAGCCAUGAUAGACAUCAUUACAUUCAUGAACUGGUCAGCGGUCUUCGCGGUUCAUUCGCGCGGCAGCUAUGGUGAACAGGGAAUGGAGAUCUUGGAAAAGUUCUCGGUUAUGAGCAACGUUUGUAUUGCUGACCAUCGGCAAUUAGAACCAGAUUUUACUGAGGAGGAAUAUGACCAGAUCAUAGAACGAUUUCUUACAGAGAAGGAUAUUCGCGUUGUUGUGAUGUUUUGCAAUGCUGAAGAUCUUCGUUCAAUGCUCCAAGCCGCUAAAAGAGCGCAGAAUCGAGGCGAGAAGAAGCGGUUUAUCUGGCUUGCAAGUGAUUUUUGGGGGACAAGACUUCGUCAUGUUGAAGGUUUGGAAGAUGUCGCUGAUGGCGCCAUUACCAUCGAAUUUCAAACGUUUGACACGCAAUUAAAGCCAUUUUACAAUUAUUUUUCGAAGCUGAAUCCACUGAACAACUCAAGAAACCCUUGGUUUAAAGAAUACUGGGAGAAGCGUUUCAAUUGCAAAUUUGGAAAAGGCCCGUUGUCAGGAAAUCCUCGUUGUCUUUUCCCAGAGAAUCGUUUUUCAGUUCUGGACAGAUUCGAUGCUAAAGUUCCUUUUGUCAUCGAUGCGGUGUUUUCAUUUGCGCACGCGCUUCAUGCUAUGCACCGAAACAUCUGCGGCCCAGUACCAGGCCUCUGCUCGGCCAUGAAGAAAUUGGAUCGCUCUGUGCUAUUGUGGUAUUUGCGGAACGUGUCUUUUAAUGGCACAACUGGGCUGGUGAAAUUCGAUGCCAACGGCGACAGUGCUGGAAAGUACGACUUCUACGCAUUUAGAAACUCUUACAGUGCUUUCUAUACGAAACUGGGAAGCUGGGUCGAGGGAAAAUUGACGAUGGACUCUCACGCACUUUACAGAGCAAAUAACUACCUUGAAUCACAUUGUGGAAAGCCUUGUGGACCCCACGCUAUAAGGCGCAUACGCGAUACGGUCUGCUGCUGGACAUGCGAAGACUGUGACGCAGACUCUUUCGUUGAAAAUGACUUCACGUGCAAGACUUGUGACAAGGGAACUAGGCCAAAUGCUACGUUCGACGGCUGCGAACCUUUACAUGAAGUAUAUCUCAACAAAGUGUGGAUCGGUGUAGUUGGCGUAUUUGCGUCUCUAGGAAUUCUUGCCACUGUCACUGUUUGUGUUGUGUUUCUUAAAUUCGCUCAAACACCGCUUAUAAAAGCUUCAGGACACGAAUUAUCCAUUGUCCUUCUUGCUGGAAUACUACUCUGCUACAGUUUUGCGUUCGUGAUGGUUUCGAAUCCAGGCAAAGUUGUCUGCGCGAUUCAAAGAUUUGGAAUUGGUUUGUGUUUCUGUGUGUGUUAUUCUUCCUUAUUAGUACGCACGAAUAGAAUUGCUCGCAUUUUCAGCGGGAUAAAAUCACCUUCUUUCAUUAGCCCAAAGUCUCAACUUCUCAUAACUGCCGUUAUAAUUGCUCCGGAGCUCGCCAUGGCCAUCACAGAGCUCUUGAUUCGACCGCCGAAGGCCAUUGCAUCAUACGAGCAAAAAGACUUUGUACUUAUCAAAUGUAACAUAAGUACUGUUGGAAUGGUAAGCUUGUUCGGCUACAAUGCCGUCCUUAUAAUAUUUUGCACAUAUUACGCGUUCAGAACUCGUAAAACCCCGUUGAAUUUUAACGAGGCUAAAUUUAUUGGUUUCUGCAUGUACACAACAUGCGUAAUAUGGAUCGCUUUCGUUCCGGUGUAUUAUGGAAUAGGAGGAGGAUUCCAAGCCAUUGCGCUGGCUUUCAGCUCUGUUAUCAGCGCUACAACAAUCUUAAUCUUUAUCUUCUUGCCAAAAGUCUACAUUGUGUUAUUCAAACCCGAGAAGAAUAUCAGGAGCAAUUCCAGACUGCGCUCAAGAUCAAAGUCUUUUGACUUAAAUGUACCGGAGGCAGACAUUGUUUUCAAUGGUCAGUCUUUCCGCAAGUUUAACGGCAGCGCCCCCUCGACGCCAAGUUUAAUCACGAACAAAACGAUCAAGAACGGAAGAACACAGCAUCUGAGUCAACCUCAGGUACCCAGUUUCACAGCAAUUUGACCUCUGAAACUUGGUACUGUUUCCAAGGACGCUUGAAAAUAGCAUGAAAAUGUCCUUCAUUUCCAGAGACAGAACCAUUCUCGAUAGAGAUUGGAUGAUAGUGAGCCAAUCAGAAAGCAGAGCAAAAAAAGCGGGAAGAUGAUCUUUGCUGAAAAGGUGUCGGUACGCAUGCCACCCAUAAAAUGUUGUAGGUGAAACGCGUGCGAAAACAUGUAGCAGGCGGAUAGGAAGAGUAAUAUGGAUCCGGUGAAAAGCGCGGGAAAACAAGUCGCGGGUGGAAAGAGCGAGGGAACAUGGCGCAAUUGAAAAGUGCAGAAAACAUGUUGCAGUUGGAAAAGGAAGCUGAGCAGACUGAAAUAAAAGGCGCAGGAAUGCAGAAGACAAAAGUCAAAGUUUAUGGGAAAUAAAAAUCAUCUAACCGAUGCUAACGGCGAAAACUUAUGCGUGCACUAUGAUACAGAAACCGAUGGUCCCGAAAGAAGAAAGGAGUCUCAACUGUUAUAACUGAUAUCGUAUUUUCUAAAGCAUCUUUUGCAAAUGGCGGUUAUGCCAGCAAAGGCAAUUUGCUCACCUGAUUCGGUUGUAAAAUAAUAAUUUCAAAUUUGUUGUGGGUUCAUCUCGAGAUGUGUCAGAUAAAUAUAUCAAGAUUGUCAAUUAGUGUAAUUGUACAGAACACUUCUAAAAUGUUGGCUAAUUUGGUGGAGAAAAAAAACCAGUAGGGUUCCCACGGAAUAGUAUAUCUUUCAAAUUGAAAUUUACCUUUUCUGUAAUUUUUUCCUCAUCAUAAUUUUCGAUGAUAAAAAUAAUCUUCGACAUGCGGAUGAUAAUCAAUUUUGUUUCGUUUACAAACAAACACUGAAACAAACAAAACAGUAUGAUCAGUUUCCUCUUCGUGAAAGAAGAACCCUCUAAACUGCGCCACUUUCGUCACGAAUGGCUUCGUUCUCCGUCUAUAGUAGCGGUACAAACUAGUACUUGGGAGGCAUGAGUUCGAAUGUCGUCGAAAACUGAAUUUUUUUCAGACUUCUUCUCUGUAAUUGCUUCAAUUGCAGCUCGCUUGCGAGAAUCAUUGUGGUUUACUUAAGUUUUUUUUCCAAUUCGCUCGGGAAAUUCUGGUGAGAGGUUUACCUCCUCGGAGGUGAAGAAACGCAAACUUAAAAUAUAUAAUUCAGAUUUUGGCCCAUGCUUUGAAAUAAUCUUUUGGUAUCAGAAAAGAUUAUGGUUGUUGUAACACGAGAAUUAAGUAAUUAAAAACAAGCAAUUCCUUAAA